Molecule: messenger RNA, 2546 nt
Organism: Magallana angulata
Lineage: Eukaryota; Metazoa; Mollusca; Bivalvia; Ostreida; Ostreidae
Exons: 9
Coding region: 1281-2486 (401 amino acids)
Source: RefSeq, a predicted model, not a curated record
GUAUAAUAAAUAUCCUCAAUGAACCUCCAUAGAUGCAGACAAAUAUAUCUUGUGGGUUUUGAGGCCCAUUAUAAGAAUUGGGUAUCCUCCCGUUGAGACAAAGUUACAACUUAAAUAAGCAAGCUUCAGCUUGGACCCUUUUUUCAACAAAUGGUUAUAAUUAGGACACCAAUGAACCCCCUUCAUAUUUUUUCUGAUUUUUAUUUCUGUAAAAUAAGUCUGUAGUAGCGCAGUUCAACAGCUGUUUAAAGGGAUUAAAAAACAAUUUCUUGUUCAUGUAUGCAUAAUUUGCAAACAAAACAACAUGUAGAAUCUCAUAUUUAAAGCUUUUAAAUCUCUUGACAACAGUUGUGGUCGGUUUCGGGCAGAAAAAAGCCAAUUCAGGAAAUGUUUACAUUUUUAUCCUUAAAUGUACAAGUUCACGCGUGUUAGUGCAUUGUUAAAACAUUGUCAUAAAACAAAUUCCAUGUAAAUACUCCGGAAUACACGAUUACAUUAUUAUCUGUACGCAACUCUGUAUCUCGUUAUGCAAUCCGUUUGCAAUGAAUUGCAUUAAAUUCUAUGGCUAAAUUUUAUCCGGAACACACUUUUUUUUUUAUUAAUUUCCUUCCUUGUUAUAAUUGAUGCAUUUGUUAAGUUGUUUAUAUUCACAAGCAAGUCCACAAGAAGACAGUAAGUUUAUAUUUUUAUCUUAUUUAUUGUUUGUAUAAAAUCCAACUAUUUAGAUUUCAAGAUGUAAUCAACUUAUUUACUGUAGAUUCCUUAUUUUACGCGACUACUUAUUUCUGCGAUUCAGUCGUUUUCCAUCAAAUCGCAAGAACAUAAAAUUGCGCACGCCAAAGUUUCAUCAUAAUUUAAUGUAGUUUACGUAUGUUAGAAAAAUAAAAGCGAGAUUUUAAAAUUCGUGAAAAAUGCUUCUCGCGAUUAUACGCGAAUAAUAAUUCCUUGGGUUUAAUGAGGAAUCUAUAGUAUUACAGUGGAUCUACAUUGUUCUGUCAGUCUCGUUUGGUUUAUUUUAUAUGGUACCCCAAGAAGUACAUGUAUACUUAAUAUCUGAAUCUCAACCGGUACACACUUAUUUUGAAAUUACAUUCCUUGUUAUAAUAAAUAAUGUAUUUGUUUCAUUGCUUGAUUUUAAAAAACAUAUCCGCAUGCGUCAAGACAGAAAGUUUUAAAUCCAUCCGUUCAGUUUUCAAGAUUUAAUCUUUUAUUUUACAGUGCAUCUUCAUUGUUAUGUCAGUCUCGUUUUGUUUUUCAAUUUGUACCCCGAGAUUUGUUAUAUGUGUUGCGAUGGAAGACAUAAAAAUAAAAUAAGUAAUAAGAACACAUUCUCAGAUGACUGCAGAGUGUCAAUUCAAACAACGUGGACCAAUGAAAAAGAAAGAAAAAAUUCAGCAGACUUGUGGGAUUGCCUACAAAUGGAAACCUGUUCAGUGAACGUCACUAAAAGUAAAACCAAUACAUGUCUGUGUACAACAAAGCUCUGCGCAAAAAUUAAAUGCGAUGUGCUUCAGAAGGAUUGCAAUCAGUUGACAGUCUCUUGCAAGAUGACGACAAUCCCCGCAAAUCAUCAUGUUUGUUUAAAUUAUUCUUUGAUUAACGAUCUAAGAGAUCAAAACAUACAUAUCAUGGAGAAUGGCACCUGUAUAAAGCAUGGAGAAAGGGAAUAUGAAGUCAAAGAGACUCAACUGAGAAUCAAAGAUGUGUCAAAUAUUCAAACAGAUGCUAUUUUAAAUUUCAAAGAACAAAGGAACUCAAUGAUUCUCCAUGAAUUAAAAGAUGCAGUGAGUGAUCUGCUAAUUUCCACUAAACGCCAUCAAUCUGUCAUUGUAAUAAGUGAAAAAGCAUCGGUGUAUCUUUGUGUUACUGGGAUUAACAAGAAUCUAUGUAUCAUCAUAAAAUGUAGAGAAGAUGAACAUUUUUUCAAAGAUAAUGAAAAAAAUGGCACGUCAAGUACAAAAGACAUGCAGUAUUCGUUAUCAAACUUUUGGAAGCACUGGAAAGAUAAAAUCCUGCUCGUUAUCUUAGGAGUGUUUAUUUUUGGUGGAAUCUUAGGGUUCUUGUUUGGAAUUACACUAACAAGAAAGAGAAAAAUAAACCUGCAGACUGAAUAUAAGAGACGACAUCCACGCCACGCUUGUAACUCAGAACUUUAUGCAGAAAUCAGUGAAUCUUCUAACAUUAAAGAGAAGGGCCGAAAUCAAAACUCUUCUGAGGAGGUAGAGCUUGAAAAGGAAAGUAAAAGGAGUGCAAGUGAUGGUUUGGUUUCUAGUAGCAGUAGUAUGGACGGUGCUUACAGUAAUAUCUACAAUGUUUUACAGCAAAACUACGGACAAAGAAGAAAUUCCUAUCCUUUUGAUGACAUGGACUCAAAAAAGGUGUGCAAUAAAUAUUACAGUCUAGAGAAAUUGAAUGUUUCUAUGGAGUUCGAAGGACAGUUACAUAUACGGGACAAAACCCCGAUAUCCGUUGUUUUGUCAAAAUGAAAAUCAUUGAAUUUUUAAAAUAUGUAUUUCUAAAGAGGGAUGGACUAUCAUGUCCAUUUU